Mustela lutreola (European mink) is the source of this 2151-nucleotide messenger RNA. RefSeq names its product endogenous retrovirus group K member 5 Gag polyprotein-like. The coding region runs from base 617 to 1570 and encodes 317 amino acids. The record is from RefSeq and is a predicted model, not a curated record. Gene Ontology annotation, molecular function: structural molecule activity. The transcript has 3 exons. Lineage: Eukaryota; Metazoa; Chordata; Mammalia; Carnivora; Mustelidae. Gene Ontology annotation, biological process: viral process.
GAGCCAUCCAGCAGAUGCAAGGAGUCACGUAGACGGGAGUGCCUGAAGAUUGAGGAACUGAGAAUGAUUGGUUUAGGAGGAUGUGGGUGCGCUCGUGGCUGACGCACACAGCACCAGGAGACAAGAGAUAAACGCAUGAUCACCGCUAGAGAACAAUAGAGUCCUGUAUGGUUACAUAAGGGUCCACAAGGACACUGCGUGCACGGCGUUAUGAUUGGCCAAAUAGGGGGGCGAGUACGGGUGAACUUCGUGGAUAAAUACUGCUGUAAGUGCUUGGUGCGGCGCGGCCGCCAUUAGCAUUAGUACAUUAGCAUUAGUAAUAAAAGAAGUUUGCCACUCACCUCGUCUGCGGGUCGUUCUUGCGGGCCGAGAGCGACAUCUGGUGCCGAAACCCGGGAUCCCUAUCUCCAGACGCAGAACGAGGAUUGAGGUAAGAGCAACAAUCAGGUAAAGAGUGCACCUAUUUCUGUCUAUUGACAGGGAAGUUCCCUGAAGACGAUCGGGCGUAAGGGUGUUUGUGAAGUUCUUCAGGGACGAUGAGAAGUUCCCCGUAGACGAUGAGACGUUAGGGUGUUUGUGAAGUUCUACGGGGACAAUGAGGUAAAGUUUCCUCGGAAUGGGGAAUGAUCUUGCUCGCUUGGAGGACUCCUUAAAAGAUGUCCUCAAGACGAACGGUACCCCCUUAAAGGCAAAAACAGCGAGGGCUUUUUUAAAAGAAGUAGAAGAGAUUGCCCCCUGGUUUAUAGAAGAAGGGCUCCUAAAUGUGCCACAAUGGGAAAACCUGGGUGAGGACUUAAAACGCUGCCCCUCUACAUCCCCGGGGACUCUAGCUGUGUGGUCCUUGGUGAAGGUAUGUUUGCAAUCCCCCCGAGGGCCCUUGCAGCGAGCUGUACGACAGGGGGGCAAAGUCCUUGAGCAAAUGAAGGAAGAGUCCCGUAAGGGCUCCUCCCGAGAUUCUGAAUCCGAAAGUGAAGGCUCAGAAGGGAUGUCCGAAUGCGAGUUACAGGAGCUAGGAAAGAUAGAGGCAAGUAACAAGAAAAGGGAAUCUCCCGGUCUCCAGACAGACUUGGAGACCGUGAGGCAGCAACUUGAGGAAAAGAAGGCGGAAUUGCAGAAGGUGUUAGGAGAAUUAAGAGUGCAGGGAGAAGUAAUGGCGCAGCUGAAGACAGGGGCGGAAGCCGCAGUUGUGGCGCAGUCGAAAUUAAAAACGGAAGUUACACCGCUUCCGCAUUCUAACCCCAUGGCGCCACCCCAUGAGUGGCCCCCGCCUUAUAGGCCCAGCUGCGCCAAGACGUGCUAUUGUUCGGGCUGUACCGCGGAAAAUUGGAGAGAGGUCCUUGGCCCGGGAAAAGGCUUUUUUCCAGUGUUAGAAGAUCAGAAUCAGCAGAGGUACCACCAGCCACUAGAUUUCAAGUUGGUAAAGCAGCUUAAGGAGGCAGUCAGCGCCUAUGGACCCCAGGCAGCUUUCAUUGUCUCCCUUGUGGAGUCGCUGGGAACACUUUACCUCACUCCUGAGGAUUGGGCCAACCUGGCCAGAGCGGUUUUAAGAUCACGUAAGCUCUCGAUUUGAAACAAAUGUUACUUAAGCACAUAAGUUACUCACCAAUGCCCGUCUGUGUUAGAGCUCCCUUUCUCUUCAUAGUUUUUAAUGCUUCUACUAUUAACAAGUCAUCUAGUCUCUCUUGUGAGUCCCAGAAUUGUCUGCUAUCAGAAUGUUGGAAUGCCACGGUGGGAGACUCGGCAGUAAUAGCCAAGAUACCUACGUAUAUCCCGAUGCCAGUACAGGUGAACCCCGACAACCUGCCGGUGCUGCUUCGACAUAAACGAGACUUUGACUGCAGCAACACUCAACAAUGUCACCGGGAGGGUAACUAAAGCCCUUGCAACACAAAAUCAGAUUAAUGGACUGUUAGGUGUAUACAAAACCCACGCGGACAUUGUCCUUGUUUUCUCACUUCCCUUCCCUGAUGCACGCAUGGUAUGUUGUAGGAACAAUUAUAGGAGUGCUAGUGGUAAUUGUUCUUUUCAUGUGCCUCUUGCCUUGUGCGGUUAAAAUUAUACUCGCAGAAGUUUAUAAGUUAAGAGCCAUCAUACGUAACCAUCAGCUAAUCAACCGCGGUGGGCUCAGAAUGUCACCUUGAACGCCACCCA